CUAGUUAUUAUGUCAAACCCCGCUUACUGCUUCUGAGAUAUGAUUUCAAGAUGCGUGUCUUCGAGGGUUAACCCGAUUGGUUUCAGAUAAGCCCCCAAAGAAAGGUACUAACCGGACACCUUACGGUCCCUAUGCCAAGGCCAGUUCUCCUCUCUUUACGCCUCCUAUCUUUCUCUCUAUUAUAGUUAACUACUGAGCCAUCGAAUCACUCAUUACACCCCUAUUUAAGAUCUAUACAUCCGAACAAAAUGAGUUCCGUUUAUUCGAGGCGACCAAAAUGUGUGCUUCUAUCACUCUUUUUUACGGCCUUCCUGUUUUUCCUUGGGGAAAACAUCCAACAGGCUCCACGAACCCAGAUCUACGAAAGCAUUAUUUGUAAUCAAUUUAACCAGCCCCUGACCGAAUGCAAGAACAACCGAGUGCAAGAGGAAUUAGCCUUUCUCAAAGGAACAGAGAGACUGUUGGGGGCAUUGCCCACAAUUCUUGUGAUCCCGUGGAGUAUAUUUGCUGAGCGCUAUGGACGCGGUACGGCUCUAAAAUUGGCAUUACUGGGCGUAUGUUUCGAGGAGUCAUGGAGCUACCUCAUAUGCUCCUAUUCAGCUCCAAUUCGUCUUAUUCUUUGGGCUCCGAUGUUUGAAGUGCUCGGCGGCGGCCCAGCUAUCAUCACCACAAUGCUUCAUUUAAUAGCGGCAGCAGUCACUACAGAGGAACAGCGGACGACUACAUUCUUUGUGAUUCGCGCAACUGGAAUUGCAGCCGCCCUCCUGGCCCAGAUUGUCAGUUCAUUUCUUAUGAGCCGUGAUGUUUGGUUGCCCUGGGCUCUGGGACUACUCUGUAUUUUCCUAGCUGUGUUCGCCGCACCUCGAGAGCCGAACCCGAUCGACCAGAGGAAAGUGGAUGGGGAUGCCUCUCUGAGAACUGAGGAAGAGCGUCUAUCCGAAACAAAUAGCACGCACCUGCAGAAUGGCUCCCUUGACACGACGGUUGCCGACACUAUACAGUCUCGGUUGAGAGAGCUUUCAAAGCAGAUGCACACAGGAUUAAAAAUGAUCUUUUUCAACCCCCCGCUCAUUGUGCUCCUAAGCCUGUCAUUUCUGAGCCAGCUUGGUGAAGACUCGCUUCCGAUGGUGCUCUUGCUUUACAUUUCAGAGCGUUACGGCUGGGAUUUUGCUCAGGCGAACUAUUUAUGGGCGCUGGGAGAGGCUAUUCAAUUCAUAUGUCUUAUAGCUCUGCUCCCCUAUGCCAGCCGUCUACUGCUGGCUCGUUCUGGAAUGAAUGCGUAUUUCACUGAUUACACUAUCGCCGUAUUUAGCGCAAUGAUGCUUAGCCUGGGCGCGAUGCUACUUGGGCUUGGAUUUUCCAUCUCAGGCACCGUUAUAGGGGUUAUACUCAUGUCGACUGCUGGGGGUCUACAAGCGGCCCUCCGGUCUCUUGUGACAAUGGUGAUUACGCCAGAGAAUCUCGGCGUGGUCUACUCCGUCUUUACUGUUCUCCACGUCAUGAGUACCUCUUUAGCCGGUCCAAUCUAUUCCAGUGUUUUUACUUUCGGCCUGCGAUUCGGAAUCGAGUACACAGGGUUUCCCUUCGUCUUGGCAGCCAUCCUGGCGGCUUUGACCUUGCCUACCUUCUUGGCAAUCAGACCCCGUCAGGACUACGAGCUUGUGCCAGAGCCUGGUUUUGGGACACUCUAAGCGACACCAUUCAGAAGCACAUCAGAAGACUCAUUUUGCCGGACAGGAGGAUCUCGAAUUAUCUGGUUAUAAUGUCGCAACCUACCG
This is a messenger RNA of Aspergillus saccharolyticus JOP 1030-1, 1778 nucleotides long. RefSeq names its product MFS transporter. The transcript has 4 exons. Gene Ontology annotation, biological process: transmembrane transport. Gene Ontology annotation, molecular function: transmembrane transporter activity. The coding region runs from base 249 to 1691 and encodes 480 amino acids. Gene Ontology annotation, cellular component: membrane. Lineage: Eukaryota; Fungi; Ascomycota; Eurotiomycetes; Eurotiales; Aspergillaceae. The record is from RefSeq and is a predicted model, not a curated record.